Molecule: messenger RNA, 778 nt
Organism: Cariama cristata (Red-legged seriema)
Lineage: Eukaryota; Metazoa; Chordata; Aves; Cariamiformes; Cariamidae
Gene: REXO2
Product: RNA exonuclease 2
Exons: 5
Cellular component (GO): mitochondrion
Molecular function (GO): 3'-5'-RNA exonuclease activity; nucleic acid binding
Source: RefSeq, a predicted model, not a curated record
GGCCCUAACCUGAUUAUUAAUCAGCCCGACGAACUGCUGGAUAGCAUGUCCGAGUGGUGCAAGGAGCAUCACGGCAAGUCUGGCCUUACUAAGGCCGUGAAGGAGAGUAAAAUUUCAUUGCAGCAAGCAGAGUAUGAGUUUCUGUCCUUUGUGCGACAACAGACGCCCCCGGGUCUCUGUCCUCUCGCAGGUAACUCCGUUCAUGCAGAUAAGAAAUUUCUUGACAAAUACAUGCCUCAGUUCAUGAGGCACCUUCAUUACAGGAUCAUUGAUGUGAGCACUGUGAAAGAACUUUGCAGACGCUGGUAUCCAGAAGAAUACGAGUUUGCACCAAAGAAGGCGGCUUCUCACAGAGCACUCGAUGACAUCAGGGAAAGCAUCAAAGAGCUUCAGUUCUACAGAGAUAGCAUCUUCAAGAGGAAAACGGAUGAAAAGAAAAGGAAACUAAUAGAGAACGGAGAAAGCGAUAAAACCGCCAGCUGAUUUCUCAUCUUACCGUGCCAUCCUGUAGCACACACUACAUGUGUCUCCCGGUUCUUUUCUGUUUGCUGGUCUCUCCAGAAGCUACACCCUUCAGUUACCGUGUUUCUUAAGAGCUGUUAAAAUGCAGAUGGAAGCCUAAGUUACUGCUUCUUUUCUGUUUGAGCAAGGGAUCGACAUGCUCGAGCCUCAGCAGCAUCUUUGUUUGUACGUACUAGGUAAAACACGCCUCUUCAUCUGGUUUUAGUUGCAGUCUUGCACUACACAAUAAAAACAGUUCUGUUGAAAGACGGGGUUU